Molecule: messenger RNA, 642 nt
Organism: Desarmillaria tabescens
Lineage: Eukaryota; Fungi; Basidiomycota; Agaricomycetes; Agaricales; Physalacriaceae
Exons: 2
Coding region: 1-642 (213 amino acids)
Source: RefSeq, a predicted model, not a curated record
AUGGGCUUGACACUGUACAUCUUCAAGCUAUUGCCCAGUCCACAAGCCGUGUCUUUUGAUUCCCUUCCUAUCCGGCAGUCUUAUGCCAACCUUGGCCGACUGUAUAGCAAUGCUAGCCUUCAAAGGAUGCAGUACCCUCCCAUCAUUAAUCACGCUCGUUCUUUCGUCCAGGUGUCGAGCGCAUCUCCGAAUGAGGUCAUUCCUUCCCAUCAGAACACGAUGCUGUUCACAAGCAACGGUUUCACUCCAUUGUUCGAACGACGCCUAGUUGUGAAUGACGAGAUUUCAACAAUCGCUCAAUUUCGAGUACUUGACUUCGGAAUGGAAAAUUGCACAAUAGGAAUCGCAACACCUUCACACAGCGCAUAUACCGACACCAUGUCUGAUGAUGCCGUCUCCCUUGAUGUUUGGUCUAUCCCCCAUGCAACAAGAAAACUGAACACAAAAUCGGUCUCCUAUUCUUCAUUACCAGUGACCAGGUCAUUUCUCGGCAGGCUUUUAGUUUCACGUGAAGGACUUUCACAAACUCCCGCUUUCUCCUGCAUGUCAGGAUCCUACCAUACAUUCGAAAUAACGUGCUCUGAACCCGGAUGCAGUGUUGAUAUCGUUGGUACUGGCGAUAAGGCAUCUGGUAGGCACUGA